AUGGCCAUGGCACGCCCUGGUGUACUCCGUGGAGGGAAACUUCCUACGUACUUGUGGGGGAGGAGUGAGACCUUCAAUAAAAACAUUGUCCGCGUUCAAGCUGGUACUAACAUUAAAAUGAACCCAGAUGUCGAGAGCAUAACGGUUGACGAAAUCAGGCAUUUCAACUUCAACUACACAGCAUAUUUGAACGAUAUUUUGUUGCUGAAGUUGAGUAAACCAUUGGUGUUUAGUCUAUCCAUUCGACCUGUUUGUCUCAAUAGUUUAAACGUUGCUGAAAGUCUUUAUGACGUGUGCGUUUUCACUGGCUAUCCAUCUAAUGGCAAUACACUUGGCUGGCCCAAACCAGUUCUAAUGAAGGCGAGGAUUAAACCCAUAACUGAAUCCGACUGUAAGAAGUUGUUCGUCAAUCUAACUGGAAGGGGUGAAGAAAACUUUAAGGUCGCUUAUGAUAAACAGCUUUGUGCUUUAACUGCCAAGAAGGAUACAAAAAUUUGCAAGGGAGAUAGUGGCGGAGCAUUAGUGUGUAGAAAUUCCGAAUUACAGUGGUUCCAAAUCGGGAUAUUCAGCUCUAGUUAUUACAUAGGCGAAAAUUUCUGUGUUAUUCCCAUUUCUACUAGAAUAUCCUAUUAUUAUCAGGAUAUCUUGAGGGCUAUUCAGUGAAAUUUCUGACAGAAAAAUGUUAUUUUGUAAUUUAAUGAAAAUUAUACGAAUAAUUUACUUAACUCUUAGUUAACUCUAUUAAUUUAUUAAUUAAUUUAUUACUUGUUUAUCAAUUAUUAAUAAUUAAUUAAUUGUUUAUUGAGAAUUUGUGUUGUACACUAAGUUUUUUAUUGUGUAAAUUUAUCUUCAAUCUCGUAUGUAGAAUAUAUAUACGUCUAA
Molecule: messenger RNA, 882 nt
Organism: Helobdella robusta
Lineage: Eukaryota; Metazoa; Annelida; Clitellata; Rhynchobdellida; Glossiphoniidae
Exons: 4
Coding region: 1-663 (220 amino acids)
Biological process (GO): proteolysis
Molecular function (GO): serine-type endopeptidase activity
Source: RefSeq, a predicted model, not a curated record